AUGGCAUAUGGAUUCUACAAGUUAUGGCUUGGCCAACGGGAAAAGAACGAACUUGCCCGUGAAAAAACGUGGGCUCGAAUCCAUUUAAUCCCAGUCCUCCAAGCCGAAGAGGACCGCGACCAAGUUAGGCGCCACUGGGCGGAUAAGGCCAGAGAAAAGGAAUUGAUGGGAUCAGAGAUGAAGGUCUACAAUUCUGACCGGUGA
Messenger RNA from Uncinocarpus reesii 1704, 204 nucleotides. RefSeq lists its product as uncharacterized. The record is from RefSeq and is a predicted model, not a curated record. The coding region runs from base 1 to 204 and encodes 67 amino acids. NCBI's taxonomy places the organism in Eukaryota, Fungi, Ascomycota, Eurotiomycetes, Onygenales, Onygenaceae. The transcript is spliced from 2 exons.